Sus scrofa (pig) is the source of this 2088-nucleotide messenger RNA. It is a transcript of the gene HOXD1, whose product is annotated as homeobox D1. Gene Ontology annotation, cellular component: nucleus. Gene Ontology annotation, molecular function: DNA-binding transcription factor activity, RNA polymerase II-specific; RNA polymerase II cis-regulatory region sequence-specific DNA binding. NCBI's taxonomy places the organism in Eukaryota, Metazoa, Chordata, Mammalia, Artiodactyla, Suidae. The record is from RefSeq and is a predicted model, not a curated record. Gene Ontology annotation, biological process: regulation of transcription by RNA polymerase II.
CACGUUCUCGUCCCGCCCUUUCUAGGUAGCUUGUGGGCCGUACGGCUCUCCUCCCGGCCUGGGUGCUCAGGGCGGCGGCCACCCGCGGGUUUGGCAAAGUUGGCAGCGGGGCAGGCGCGUGGAGCCGCGCGCCAGUCGGGACCGGCGCCGUGCGGGGACGGCGCCCAUUGGCCGGCCAGCGCCACGUGGCCACCCUCGCCGCUAUAUUAAGCCACUAUUUACCCCCGGUUCGCUUGCCAUGGCUCGGCGAGGGCCGCUCGGCUAGUGAGCGAAGGCUGAGUGACGCAGACCACGGCAGUCCUGCCGGCCCCGAAUCCCGGCCGGCGCGCUCAGGUGGGUGGGCUGGAGCCAUGAGCUCCUACCUGGACUACAUGUCGUGCGGCCGCGGCAGGGGCGGCGGCGGCGACGUGCUGAGCUUCGCUCCCAAGUUCUGCCGCGCCGACGCCCGGCCCGUGGUCUUGCAGCCCGCUUUACCCCUGGGCAGCGGCGACGGCGCCUUCGUCAGCUGUCUGCCCCUGGCCGCGGCCAGAGCGGCGCCCUCGCCCCCGACUGCCCCAGCGCAGCCUCCCGCGCCGGCUCCGGCCCCGCCCGCGUACGCGCCGUGCCCCCUGGAGGGGGCCUACGAGCCGGGCGCCGCACCUGCCGCGGCUGGGGGCACGGACUUUGGCCUUCCGGGGCCCGGGCCCGCGUACGACUUCCCGUGCGCUCUCGGGCGGCCGGCCGACGACGGCGGGGCGCACGUCCACUAUGCCACCUCGGCCGUCUUCUCGGGCGGCGGCUCCUUCCUCCUCAGCGGCCAGGGGGAUUACGUGGCCUUCGGCGAGCCCGGCCCCUUCCCCGCGUGUCUCAAAGAGCCGGCCGACGGCCACUCCGGGGCCUUCCAGACCGCGUCCCCAGCCCUCGGCGCCUACCCCACAUCUGCGUCCCCGGCCUCUGGCCUCCCCGCCGCCUUCAGCACGUUCGAGUGGAUGAAAGUGAAGAGGAACGCCCCGAAGAAAAGCAAACUCGCCGAGUAUGGAGCAGCCAGCCCCCCCAGCGCGAUCCGCACGAAUUUCAGCACCAAGCAACUGACAGAACUGGAGAAGGAGUUUCAUUUCAAUAAGUACUUAACUCGGGCCCGACGCAUCGAGAUAGCCAACUCAUUGCAGCUGAAUGAUACCCAAGUCAAAAUCUGGUUCCAGAACCGCAGGAUGAAACAGAAGAAAAGGGAACGAGAAGGGCUUUUGCUGUCAGCCACCCCCGUGGCUUCCCUCCAACUUCCCCUCUCAGGAACGAGCCCCAUCAAAUCUGGCAAGAACCCGGGGAGCCCUUCUCAGGCCCACGAACCUUCAUAAAGUUUAGUCAUGAGGCCGAAGAACCAUGGCCUGCAGAAUUCAUAGGCCACCCCACCACUACCUGGACUUAUUAGCUCAGUUUGAGAUGGUGGUGGGCAUGGGCAGAAAUAAUAGAGGUUUCACUUGGGAGAACUAUCUUAAGUGGCUUCUGAGUUCCAGGCUGUGGGUAUACAGAUGCUAAUUUAAAGUCUCUAAAGUCACUUAUUUGUGUCUUAUCAGGGAAAUGGUGCCCAGCCCUGCUGCUAUGUUGUCUUAGUUGUAUGCAAUUCUCGGUGCAGAGUGGCAGAGCAUUCCUUGCUGAGCUCUGCCAAGCCUCUGGUGUGCUCAGAAGAAGCAUCUACUCAAAGUUUUAUCUGGUUUUAAUUUAAAAGACUAGGCGACAUGUAUUCAGCUUCUAGAGAUGCCUAAAGCUAGUUAUAGGUAGGGCCUCCCUAAUGUAGCUAAGCUGCUUCAACAAUGGUCUUCACAUUUGCACUGCAGCCUUUUCCCCCCUUUUCUUUAAAAAGCAGUUUCUACCUCUUCAUGUGCCUGAGUGAAGAUACAAUCGCUGUUUAGUUGGUAGCUGAAGAAAUCCACAGGGUGGAUUAAGAUCCUAAGCUAUACGUUGACACCAGUUACUCAAACUUGAAUGUAAAUAUAUACAGUAUGUAUAUUUUUUAAAAGGUUUGCUUGCAAUGAACUUAUAUGUGACAUUUAAUGUCAUAGCAUGUGAAGGGUUUGAACUUUUUUUUGUAAUAAAAAUUACAGAAUCUGC